Molecule: messenger RNA, 1422 nt
Organism: Punctularia strigosozonata HHB-11173 SS5
Lineage: Eukaryota; Fungi; Basidiomycota; Agaricomycetes; Corticiales; Punctulariaceae
Product: origin recognition complex subunit 2
Exons: 1
Coding region: 1-1422 (473 amino acids)
Biological process (GO): DNA replication
Cellular component (GO): nuclear origin of replication recognition complex; nucleus
Molecular function (GO): DNA replication origin binding
Source: RefSeq, a predicted model, not a curated record
AUGUCUCGCUCUCCACAGAAGCGCAGUUCGCCACGAAAAACGGACCAGUCGCGUGCAGAAGCAGCGGUAGAUACGCCAAGGAGAAAAACAAAUCGCCAAGUUAUUCCUGUACACACUCCCGGAUACUCUGAGGACGAAAGCAGCAGCGAAGUCACGUCCGAAGACGAAGACGGUGAGGAUGUCGUGUCUGCAGUAGCAUCCUCCUCGCGCACUUUGCUUGAUGGCUCUCAAUCGGGGCUUGUCUCUCAGACGUCUUUCGACGCGUAUUUCAUCAACACCUCCAAACCGUCGCGUACUUCGUCCAAUGUCUUCUCCUCUAUACUUGAGCCACUCAGCGCCGAGGAGUACGCAAAGGCGAUGACAAACGCGUCCAACAGGCUCAAUGUGCUUGACCUCACGCCACUGGACUCUUUCCAUCAAGCAAACUUUCCUCGGUAUCUGCGUGAACUGCACGAAGGCUUCAAUCUACUGUUCUACGGUUUUGGAUCCAAACGUUCUCUCAUCAAUAAGUUCGCAAUCAUCCAAUGCGCCAAACACGGUCAUCUCGUGGUGGCUAACGCCUUCUCUCCGAACUUCACUCUGAGGGACUUUUUGGGAUCCAUAGAGAGCGUGCCCGGGCUCACCGACCUUCCCGCAGCCGCGGGUCAAGACGGCCAGGCGCAUCGCAUCAUCACAUUCUUUGCCAACACUUUGAACAAGCCGCUUUAUCUCAUCGUACAUAACGUCGAUGCUCCUGCCUUGCGAUCUACCAAGGCGAAAAACUUUCUGUCCUCCAUCGGCUUGCAUCCACGCAUCCACAUCGUCGCUACCGUAGACCACGUCAACGCCCCGCUUCUAUGGUCGUCAUCCGAAAUGUAUGCUCGCAAGGUCCCGAUCAAGACCGACGUGCCGGAGAGACGCGGGACCACUCUACGUCGUGGCUACGCCUGGUUAUGGCAUGACUUGACCACCCUUCUGCCUUACGACUUCGAACUCUCGUUCGUGGACCGGUCAUCCAUAUCCGGAGCGUCCGCCUCCGCUGCAGGUCGAGGGCAGCAAGAUACUGCCAGUGGAAAAACUCUGAUCUCUGAGACCGCCGCGGAGCACAUCCUUGCAUCGGUCACGGAGAAAGCCAAAAAACUCUUCGUCAUGAUGGGAACCAAGCAACUCGAGCUCAUCGCGGAGGAGCAGUCGACAGCUCCGUUGACUGCUCAGGACCUGCAGAAAUAUGCGAUCAGUUAUGACUCCCUCUUCAACGCGGCAAGGGACCAGUUUAUCGCUACGAGCGACGGAGCUCUCAGAGCAUUAUUGGGCGAAUUCAGGGACCACGGAUUGGUCGUAUCUGCAAACCUCGGCGGCGCCGGGUCGAGAGAGGUUCUAUGGAUACCGAUGAGGAAGGAACGACUUGCGAGAAUCAUCACUUCGCUGAAAGGAGCGGCAUAG